AAGGGGAGCGGCGGCCGCAGCCCGAGCGCUCACCCCCGGCCCCUGGAGCCCGCUGCCCUCGGCGGCCGCGCAGGACUCGAGGUUGUUGCAUAGACAGUUGGAACAAUGUUCUACGCUCACUUUGUCCUGAGCAAGCGAGGGCCGCUAGCCAAGAUCUGGCUGGCGGCCCAUUGGGAUAAGAAGCUAACCAAAGCCCAUGUAUUCGAAUGCAAUUUGGAAAGCAGUGUGGAGAGCAUCAUCUCGCCUAAGGUGAAGAUGGCUCUUCGAACUUCAGGACAUCUUUUACUGGGUGUUGUUAGAAUCUACCACAGGAAAGCUAAAUACCUCCUUGCAGACUGUAAUGAAGCAUUCAUAAAGAUCAAGAUGGCUUUCCGUCCAGGUGUAGUUGAUCUGCCUGAGGAAAAUAGAGAAGCUGCUUACAAUGCUAUCACCUUACCUGAAGAAUUUCAUGAUUUUGACCAACCCUUGCCAGAUUUAGACGAUAUUGAUGUGGCUCAGCAAUUCAGUUUGAACCAAAGCAGAGUGGAAGAAAUUACAAUGCGAGAAGAAGUGGGCAACAUCAGUAUCCUUCAGGAUAAUGACUUUGGUGACUUUGGAAUGGAUGACCGUGAGAUGAUGCGAGAAGACAGUGCGUUUCCGGAUGACAUGCUGGAUAGUACUAGUGCUUCCAACCUUCUACUGGAGCCUGAGCAGAGCACCAGUCAUCUUAAUGAGAAAGCUAAUCACUUGGAAUAUGAAGAUCAGUACAAGGAUGACAACUUUGGAGAGGGAAAUGAUGGUGGAAUCCUAGACGACAAACUUCUCAGCAACAAUGAAGGAGGCAUAUUUGAUGACCCGCCUGCCCUUUCAGAAGGGGGAGUAAUGAUGCCUGAGCAACCUCCCCAUGAUGACAUGGAUGAUGAUGAUAAUGUCUCAAUGGGUGGGCCUGAUAGCCCAGACUCAGUAGAUCCAGUUGAACCAUUGCCAACGAUGACUGAUCAGACAACACUGGUUCCAAAUGAAGAAGAAGCAUUUGCCUUAGAGCCUAUUGAUAUAACUGUUAAGGAAACCAAGGCAAAGAGGAAGAGGAAGCUGAUUGUAGACAGUGUGAAAGAACUGGACAGCAAGACUAUCAGAGCUCAACUAAGUGAUUACUCUGAUAUUGUCACUACACUGGAUUUGGCACCACCUACUAAGAAGUUAAUGAUGUGGAAAGAGACUGGGGGUGUUGAAAAACUUUUCUCUCUUCCUGCUCAGCCUCUGUGGAAUAAUAGACUGUUGAAGCUUUUCACUCGCUGUCUUACACCUCUUGUACCAGAAGACCUUAGAAAGAGGAGGAAAGGUGGGGAAGCUGAUAAUCUGGAUGAGUUCCUUAAAGACUUUGAGAAUCCUGAAGUGCCCAGAGAGGAACAGCAGCGCAACGUUAUUGAUGAACCUAUUUUGGAGGAGCCAAGUCGCCUUCAGGAAUCCAUUAUGGAAGGCAGCAGGACCAACUUGGAUGAAUCGGUCAUGCCACCACCUCCACCCCAGACAGGGGUAAAGCGAAAGGCUGCACAAGUGGAACCAGAACCUGUGCUACCUACUCAACCAUUACAACAAAUAGAGAUGCCACCUGUGGAAUUGCCUCCAGAAGAGCCUCAAAAUAUCUGCCAGCUAAUUCCAGAACUGGAGCUUCUACCCGAGAAAGAGAAGGAAAAAGAAAAGGAAAAGGAGGAAGAAGAGGAGGAAGAGGAGGAAGAUGGUACGGGAGGUGACCAGGAUCAGGAAGAAAGACGAUGGAACAAGAGAACUCAACAGAUGCUUCAUGGUCUUCAGAGAGCUCUUGCCAAGACUGGAGCAGAAUCCAUCAGUUUGCUUGAGUUAUGUAGGAAUACAAACCGCAAGCAAGCAGCAGCAAAAUUCUACAGUUUCUUGGUACUUAAAAAGCAGCAAGCUAUAGAGCUGACCCAGGAAGAGCCGUACAGUGACAUCAUUGCAACUCCUGGUCCCAGAUUCCAUAUUAUUUGAAUGUGUGGCUUACUGUAUAGUUAGCAUCAUUAGCGCUUACACAUUGUUCCAUGUGUAGGGCCCACAACAGAAGAAAUCUAGAUUUCAUUGUCUGUACAGUCAUUGACUUUUGUGUUUCGGGGUUUUUCUAUUACAUUUUACCACUUUCGCAUUUCUAGUAACUCUUUGGCGCUGGGUGACUUGUGUUCCGGUUGCAGAGAUUGCAGAAAGUGACUCAAGGACCUUAUAAAGAGUGUUUUUUAAAAACAAACAAUUUGGACAGAUGUGUGCAAUAUUGUUGCAUGUAACUAUGACUAAUACAUUGUUUUACAGUUAUUUGCUUAGUAAAUUAGAAUGCUAUUUAACCAACUCCAGAAGACCCAAAAACGGCCAACCCAUUGGCCUGUUCAGAAGACACCUUAAACCACAGCUUUAACCACAGUGACUAAGGCAAAAAGCCUUACUCAGCAUGGUUAAAGCCAUAGUUUUAGGUGUCUUCGGAAGAUGGCCCGGCUUUCUGGCUUAACCACCAUGGUUAAAGCCGUGGAUUAAGGCGUCUUCUAAACGGGGCCAUUGUCUCGUUAAGUUUUUUUUGCCAAACUUGUCUAAAAUGUGCUCUCUCCCCUUCAGAAUUCUUCCUGCCCCAGACUUCUGUCAGUGUUUAUCACCUUUCUGCUUCCGAUGGUGCUCUUGGAGCUGCCAAUAUGAAUGUUAGUGCCUGGCAGGGGUCCUUGCUGUGCCAUGGUAUCUCUGUAAUAGGGUUUAAGCAGCUCACUGGGAUUAAAUGUAAAAGGAUGUCUUUUGGAAAAUACUGUUUUUUAUCAAAACUUGUUUUAAGUGCAAGAGACAAAUUCUGGUGUUGGAUAGUACAUACUCCUCCUCAAGGCAGUCCACUUCGGAUGAAAGGGUGGUUGUGAGGUGAGGAUAGUUCUGCUAUUAAGCACCAACUACAACUAAGUUUUUUUUCCUCCCUCUUUGGAUUUAAACCUCUUGAUCAUUUAUAUUUUCAGUGCUUUGUAGAAAUAUUGUUCCUCUAGAUUGCAAGCAAUUUUUUGGGGUAAGUUGGUAGCUGGAUGGCUCUUGGGAGAUUGAGCAAGUUACAUUUGUAAAAUAAAUAACUUAAUGCGAGACACCACUGGCCCUGAAAGGACAGCAAGCUCCAGAUGUAUAUUUUAGAGGCAGGUAAACUUGCAUUUAUCGAACAUAAUCUUGUUGUGUAAUAAGUGUUAAUAGACUACCAGUGACCUUUACAGCUUUUGUAACAGUGUAUUUUCCAAUAAAGCACACUCAUGGAUCACUGAAUAGCUUUGCAAAUGACCUCCAAUUUGGUUUACUAUUUUUUAAAAAUAUAAAGGCUUUAUUAGGACCAUCCAUACCAGAAAUCAUGUGAACUUGCGUUGAUGGGAUAUGUCAACAUUUCUUAGGUAAAAUGACUAAAGAUUGAUUUUAAACGUUGGCACUUUUGUGAAAUGAUUCUCUUCUGGGAUUGAGAUUUCAGUGCAUACCCAAGUGUAAAAUUAUGUGAAUGUUUUUAAAAAAAUUGCAACAUGUUUUAAUAAUCCUUGAGAAAGUUAAUUGUAUAAAAUAGUUACUGCAGCUUUAUUUUUGACAUGUGCCUGUACAACCAUGAUUCCCCUCUUUGUACAAAGAAACAUUGUAGAUAACUUGAAUGUUUAAUUGUAGAGGUCAUUAGUUCCUUGUUAAAGUUUGUUAGUCUGUUUCUGUUGCCUUUCAAGGUUAAUAUUCUUGAAAAUAGUUGCUGUUAUGUAUAACUUUUCUAAUAAAAGUUGUGUUAUAAGCCAUUGCA
Molecule: messenger RNA, 3772 nt
Organism: Elgaria multicarinata webbii
Lineage: Eukaryota; Metazoa; Chordata; Lepidosauria; Squamata; Anguidae
Gene: RAD21
Product: RAD21 cohesin complex component
Exons: 14
Coding region: 106-1986 (626 amino acids)
Biological process (GO): replication-born double-strand break repair via sister chromatid exchange; sister chromatid cohesion
Cellular component (GO): meiotic cohesin complex
Molecular function (GO): chromatin binding; protein binding
Source: RefSeq, a predicted model, not a curated record